This is a messenger RNA of Podarcis lilfordi (Lilford's wall lizard), 43205 nucleotides long. Lineage: Eukaryota; Metazoa; Chordata; Lepidosauria; Squamata; Lacertidae. The record is from the annotation of a GenBank genome assembly.
UUGCUGUAUAUGUAGGUUUUAUUUAAUUUAUUUUUUAUCUUAUAUUUUGGAAAUGUACAUCCAGGUUUUUUUCUUUAAUUUUUUGGGGGGCCUCCAAGAGAGUGGGGCCCUUAGCUAUAGCUUGUUUAGCUCAUAAAUAAAUGUAUAAUGCAAGCCGCAGUUGACAUUACUCCAGAGAAGUGUCUUCUGCCCAGUUGUGUGAAGAGCAAAUACUGAGAAACUUUCUCAGUGAACGCGCGCCCCCCCCCCCCGUCACGCUGCGCUCAGCGCGCUUUGGGCUGCGGCUCCGCAACAGCAGCCCCUGAAAAGGGCCGGGGCGCCGCAGGAGGGAGCGCGGAUCCUCGGCCAGGCCGGGAGCAAGCGACAAUCAGCGAUCCGGGCUCCGUCCCAGUCUCUGGCCGUCCAGCGUUCUAGUCCCGCCUCCCCUGCCCGGAGGUUGCUGGAGUCCGUGUUCUCCGUUGCCAUAGCGCCCGGGGAAGUUUCCUUUCCGAGUCCCCGCGCUUUGAGCCUAUCCUUGUGGAAUUCAAUUGCAUCAUCGCCUUCGACGCGCUCAGUUGCUAAGACAACUCUGGGCACUUGCAGGGAACGUUCCUCUCCCCUCCGCCCGCCUGCGCGCUCGCUCUCCCUUCCCCUAGAUUCCAGCGGCCCGCGCGCUAGGCGGCAGGAGAGGACGCGCAGCAAUAAGCAGGGGAAGCGGGCUCGUGGGGUUCCUUCGAUAGUACAGGAAGCGGGAAAGCAAAGAACCUUCCCGCGCGCAGUUCCUUUCUAUAACCCCAUCCUUUAGCUAGCAAGGGGCUGGUGGCCUGGUUACAUUACUUCCCGCGCAAUUUUAUAGCUUCACUUUAGGCGAACGUGCGCGCACGCUUUAAAAGGGAAAAUGCACUUCAAGCAUACGCAUGAGAUUGAAAAAAAGAAAAGAAAAGAGGGGGAAAAGUUUGCCCCAUCCUUUUCUUCCGUGGCUCGCAGGUUGCUUGCAACUAACUCCCUCAGGCUGCUUGCAACUAACCCGAAGAAGAGAGCGCGAGCUGUAGCGGCGUGCGCGUCUGAGUGAGGCGCUGAGGCGGCUCCCGUUGUCUUUAACAACCUCCCCACGGGCAGAAAUCCAGCCAGCGUUACGUUCCUCAGUACGGCUGCCCCGCGCUGGGAAAAGCUUCACCUGUUGGAUUUCUGUCGCGCGGCCGUUCAAAGGCGCCGGAGAGGCGCGGUUCGUUCCAGCUGCUGCCGGAGUCCCUUCCCGCAUGGCGCGCGACGGGAUGGGUGCGCCCUUUCGUUGCCUUGUCUCGGAGGCGUCGCUCUUCUCCCCUCCUCAAUCCGCGCUCCUUUCCCCCAACUGCACCCCGAACCUCCUCCGGGAAGCGGCCGACCUCCACCCCCAGGAGGGAGGAAGGCUGCGCGUUUUUUUGGAAGCCGUCUUUUCCCCUUUGCCCAAGCCGCAUUACCUCAUGCUAAAGAACUCCCUGCCUGAAGGGCUGGGCUAAAUAUCGGGACUGGAACCGGGACCGGGAGUGGGAGAGAAGUGAAGACGGGGCCAGGAGGGAAAGGGAGAAAAGGAAACAGGCCCGCUUGAACCCUGGGUGGGUGGGUGGUGGUGGGGGGCGCGCUCCUUCCCUUCCUUCCUUCCUUCCCUCCCUCCCUCGCUUCCCCUCUUGCUUUCGGCCACCGAGCAGGAUGCGCGCCUUUCCGUGCCGCGGCUGCUCUGACCGCGGUGUGUGUCUCUGUGCCUCCCCUCGCAGAUCCCCGCCGAGCGCCCGGAGCGCAGCAUGCCCGCCCCGCUUCUCGCCCUCCUGCUUCUGCGCACCCUGCUGACUCGCCUGCUGCUGGUGGCUCGCCAGCGCCUCCUGCCGCUGCUCCGGCGCCUGGGGGCCCGCCUGACUUCCCGGCAGUCCCGCGAGGCGCUCCUCACCUGCCUCCUCUGCGUCCUCAACCUGCGCAAGAAGGUGGACGACGCCUGAGGCGAGCUCUGCAGGGAGACGCCAAGGAGAAGGGGCGGCCGCAGCAGCAGCAGCAGCAGCAGAAGCCCCCAACUUUGCAGGUAGGUAGCCCCACCGCCACCACCUGUCGUCCUCGCCGCCGCCGCCACCACUCAUGCAGAGACUUUCGAAGUGGAGCAGCACCCUAAAGAGCGAGGAGGAAACCGACUUCACCCCGCACUGCAGCCAAUUUCUCUCUCUCUCCAGCAUCUGAAGGGACAUUUUUAGCUUCUGGGUGAGUGCGUGUGGAGAAGGAGCUGCUCUCCGCCUGCCAAAGGAGAGGGAGAGCAAUCAGGGAGCAAUCAGCAACUCCAGCCCUCCCAAGGAAGAAGAUUUAAUUUCUGAUCUCAUUUCUCAAGAUCCACCCCCAGACAAAACGAUUCCAGCUUCCAGCCUCGCUGAAUGCUUUUCUCCUCUUCGCUUUGAAGCCAGGACCAAGCUCCCACCCACAACCCCACACUCAUGGUCUUUUGGUUGCUGGUGGAGAAUUAUGGAUGGGGAAGCAAAGCAACACCACCAUUGCUGACCAGAGGCCUGGCGUGGUGGUAGCAGCGUGAUUUCUCAGGCCUGGAAGCCGAAGAAGACUGGAAGUCCCCUUCCGUUAGACAUUUCCGAGCAAGCUUAACUUCUGAGAGAGUUCCCAGGAGGACUGAGGGGCAAAUUCUGCAUCUGCAUGGUUUGGAAGAGGCUGGAGAAGAAUCUCUUGUGACUUUGCUAUGUGUUUUGUAGUCUCUUGUUAGAGUUCAGGACUGGUGGUGCACUCUCCCCUUCCCUUUCCCCUGUCUCCUGUGUGGCCAAUGCGAGGGGGAGAAAUGUCUGGCAGCAGAGCAAGGAAGGUCCAGCCGUUCACUAUUACCACCAAGCUUUCCCUACCCAAGUGCUCCCUGGACUUUCCAGGAGACAGCUGUCCUGACAUAGCUGCUCUGGAUAAUCAUGCCCUGCACCAAAACCUCAAUGAGCGUGUGUCUCUGUAUCUGGCUCAGGCUUCUCCCGUGUCCUCUGAGGGUAGGUUUGACAGCACCAGCCCCGUUGAGGAGGUGGCCACCAAUGAAGAUCGCAUCAACCGCAACUCCCUGUCCCGUUCCAUCAAAAAAAUCACCUUGUCCAACUGGCACGGAGAACCUAAUCCAGGGGAGGAAACAUCAACUCAUACCCGUUGCGAGAGGAACUGCAACAACAACAACUGCAGAACAGGGAAAGCACAGUUUAAGGUAAGGUCUUUUAUAUUCCUCCCCUGCCUUACUUUGUUUUGUUUUGUUUUGUUUUGUUACACUAGAGUGCAUUGCUCCACUCUAUAUCACAGUCACAUCAGGCCUGACCUCUCCCUUGGUUUCAGGAUCCUCUGAGAAGACACUCUGAGAAGCGGUGGUUAAUAUGCAUCUCAAGGGUUUUUCAUAGCUUAAGUUUCCCCCUUUUUAUCUGUUGAGGAAGAUGAUCUUGAGAGCUUUGAUUGCCUGAAACUAAGGAAGCAGAAUUACUCCUCAUAUCAUGGUAGAAAAUAAUUCUGAACAAGGGACAGUUCAGAAUCUCAAAGGAGAUGAUGAUGUCAUCUUUUUUUCUGUAGGGAUAAGAUGAAACAAAGCACCUGCCUCCCUUGAAUCACCACCGAAGUUUCCUUCAUUAUCAUAUUUUGCAGUGUCUGAUGGUAGUUUUAUGCAGAUGGAUCGAUAGAAGCAGCACCAGCCUUGCUUGUCAGAGAUAGCUGUAGAUCCUGGAUAGUUUAAUCCUUAUUUUGAUUACAAUGGCUUUUCCAUGCAACCCUUCCCAAAACUGGGAACAGAGCCCAGGGAUUUCUAGUUCUGCCUUGCCUUCUAUUAUAUCAUUUCUAUUCCAUCUCUUAUCUGUUGGAUUCAUCUGCCUUUUUGGAUGGCCUGUGGAUGAUGUAGUGAGAAAGCAACUAGCUGAGCAUGGUACGGCAAGCCCAGGAAAGGCUUCCCAUAUCUUUAGUAAGCCUCUAAGUUUCCUUUUUCCAUCAUGCUUCGCCCACAGGCAUGUCAAUGAUGGGCAGGUUUUUAUAGGGGUAAUGAGCAGAGUGAUGCUGGUAAAGGCUCAGAGGUACUCAGCUGAAAGACUUCGUAUUUCUUUGCAGCAGUGGUUCCUGGGCUUGAAAGAAAAGGCAGUCUGCAUUCUGGUGCAGCCUUCUACUUUUGUAAUCCAGAGUCUGUCUACAUAGUAUUUGCCAGUGCUUAAAAACCAUACCCAGAGUUGCUUUCAUUUCUUGCUCAGACUCGUGUUGUUGUUUUUUUGUAUACAGACAACCCUAGCAAUGCCCUUUAUUCCUGCUAUGCUAGUACUAGGCUUGUUUUGAGCAGAUCUGAGGGUUGGUUGUUCUGCCUGUGUUUGUAAAGUCUGUGCAUGGAAGUGCUGGCAAAUCCCUGAAAAGAUGCAUUGUUAGGCAAACUUUAUAGAAGCACCCUUUUAAAAGUGGAUGUCUCUGGAUCACAUAAGAUCCAUUACCCCAUUACAAAGGUGCAUUACUUGCAACAGUUUUCUAGCCACUUCUCUGCAGAACUUUUAAACACUCCGAGAAGAAGAAAGUAACACUGAGACUAAUUCUAUCCUUGUGACACAUCAGCUUUGUGAAAUUAUGAAACAUGCCCCAAUGGGAUAAACUGAGGACACCCUGCUUAUUUCAGUUUUGAGUGAAGUCAAGAUUUUGUCAGGUUCUCUGUAGUGUCUGGUAAAGGCAUUACCUCAUUGUGCUAUCUCAUAGGCCCCAGGGAAAGCGUCCUCCAAAUUGACCUUGACAUCUCAGCCAAGAGUCUGUCUAUAAGGCCUUCUGUGUUUCCCUGGCAUUGAGCCUCAUAGGACCCAGGCUAGUUCUUCCUUUGGACAGACAUACAUUUGCCCUCAUUUGUGUAGUCACACCAGCCAGUGAAGGUUCCAGGCAGUCACUUCUCAGUUGCAACCUCUACUUUCCAAAUCAACAGAAAGACUAACUCGUUUCUUGUUUUCACAUGUGCUCCCGGCUGCUGCUUGUUGGAUGGGAUGAUAUGGCAGGGGAGGGAGGGAGUCCUGCCUCUGCAAUCCAAGCAGAGCAGCUCUGCAGGAAGGAUGAGAUCAUCUUUGUGCUGAAAGCCUUGUUUUCCUGCAGCUGAUGGAUUGAGGGAGCUUCGUAUGUAAAUAAAGCACUUAUGUCACCUGCAAGCUUAUCUCCCAUUACUGAGCUCUGGCUGGAGAAGGGCCAAGUGGGUUGUGGUGGAGAAUAUGUGGGCAGGUUUAACCGUGAACAUCUCAGACCACAGGGCGCUGUGCCAAACACAGUAACAACCAUUCCAUAAACAGGAUAGGAGCAAAGCAUCACCUAAUGCACUGAUAGGAUAGUUGUCCAGGCCAGGAAGUCUAAAUUGUUUGUUUGAGCUCCUCAUCUCUUGGAUGCUUUGAUAGUUCAAGCCCCUUUAAGUCUUAUCUGGAUAACAAAAUGCAUCGCAAAAUCCGUCGUGGAAUAUUCUUGUUCUUAUGUGUUUUGGAGAGGAGUAGCCUGGCUUCAGUGGCCUAGCUAAUGGUUUUCUUACCCACACACCCACCCACGCCAGAUCUCAGAUGUACACUGCAGUAAUGAACAGAGGGAGUGUACAUACUUCAAAGAAAUUGUGAUAUGGUGAUUCAUACAUUUAUAAAACACCCCCACCUCCUGCUAACUGAAGAUCUUCUGAGCAGCAAGAAGCUUGUCUUGGGCUAUCAUUUCUUUGCUUGCAAAACUGAGCCCCAAACUUGCAUGAUCCACCAGAAAUCUCAAGAGAUUUUGGAGCCCCGUUGGAAAUGAGGCAUUCAAAGCUACUUAACUUGCCCUAACCAGACCCCUCUGCACGUAAAUAACACUUGGGCUGCAGUGCAGUUCACAAAAGUUAAAAGUAAGUCCAGAGGGUCUUGCUUCCAAGUAAAUGUGCUUAGAUUUGUGCUGUUGUAAGCCCAACAAUAAUUAAACAACCAACAAGCUUAUUUUGAAAAGUGCAAGAUAUUGAAUGCUCAUAUAAGAUGGAAAUAAACAAUACCAAAAGCCAACAGAAACUUCUAAUAUGUGCUUAAAAUGUAGUCAUGCUUGAGUGCACUUAAGUGCAAGCUUAACCUCCAUUUUUUGUUCUUAUUCCCAGACCAUAGCUUGUCAAUACAGUGGUACCUCAGGUUAAGUACUUAAUUCAUUCCGGAGGUCCGUUCUUAACCUGAAACUGUUCUUAACCUGAAGCACCACUGGAGCACGAUUUUUGUUCUCAUCCUGAAGCAAAGUUCUUAACCCGAGGUACUAUUUCUGGGUUAGUGGAGUCUGUAACCUGAAGUGUAUUUAACCUGAAGCGUAUGUAACCCGAGGUACCAGUUUAGGGUUCAGAAGCCACCACCACAGUAGCAAACCAUCUGCUCUCCUUUGUUCUGAAUCAUGAACUCUGACAAGCAGUUGUGUUCUCUGGAACACAAUAAAUAAUGAUGAUGAUGAUUCUCCCAUGCUGUGUUCCUCCUUUUUCCUUCCAAAAGAAAGUUCUUCAAGUCUGCUGAGCUCAGUCACAAGCAUGCUACAACCACCUCCAGCAAGUCUCCCCUCAAAAAAUGUAAAUUACAUAGCUUUGGGUUGGGUGUUUGAGAGCUGAUUUACUGUUCCCCAAGGAAACUUUGGUACUUUGUCUAGCACCAUGUCACCUUUGCUUCUAAUAACAUUGGUUGUUCACUUGUGUGAAUUGCUUAUAGCCCAAUGUGUACAGUAAAAGUACCUUCCUUUACUGCUAAUGGAAGACAAAUACAGGGAACAAAAUGUUCUGUGUCGCUGCAGUCCAUAUCCUUCCUGGUUACAUUUGACAUUUGUCACUGUUCUGUGCCAGAUUUGUUCAUUCCUGCUUCUCUCCCCCCCACCCCCCCACCCCAUAUGCUAAGUCUUUGGGUAUAGGUGAAGAACGUUUCUUCAAAUUACUUGAUUUGAUAUUUCAGGCUUUGUGGAUAAAUGUCUGGCAUAGGUAGCACUGAGUGUUUAUAAAGAUCUGAAUCCUGAGAAAGUAUAGUUUUGUUAGACUUCAGGGUUUCUGCCUCUUCAGAUAACACCUGAAAUGUAAUGCCUUCCUUUCCCGCUUGAUAGCAAAUGAUAUGUAAAGAGAGGUGAGUCCAUUGGCCAGAAUGUUAUGCUUUUCGAGGUGGCUUUGGAUAUUAACUUCAGCCACGUACUUGCUGGGUUGCUUUGGAAAGUAACGUAUUAGUUUCCGUACUUCAGAUGUAAAAUAGGAAUAAGUAUUACUUCCAUUGCACUGUUCUUCCAAGAGUGAGAGUGGAACUUAGUGUUGGAUAGGCAGUAUUUCCAAAUAUAAUAAAGGAUUGAAGAGGGUUGCAAAGUGAUGAGCCUUUGUUCUGUAUUCUCAUGGAAUGGCUGCCUGCAGAUUUGUGACCCAGUAGCAGCUGGCAGAUAGGCUUUGUUGAAAUUGUGGUUGACCAGCUAUCAUGGGUGUGUGAUGCUCACCUAAGAGCAUAAUUUGGAUGAGACCUUGCUUUAAGCUGCAGUUGGGCAAAUGUGAUGAAGUCUGCCCCUGAGAAGUUUCCUUUCUUCUUCGCUCUGCCUUUGCAUCAUGAACAGCCCUUAGUUGUCCAGUUCGAGUAUUCUCCAAUAUUCUUCAGAGCUGGAUGAGGUUGCACUCUCCUCAUCCAUUAUCUGUUUCCCCCCACUUUUUAGGUCUUUCUCAGAAAAGAGGUGGAAAUAGAAGAAGAAAAGCAAGACUCUAGGAGGCCCCAGGCUAGUGGCCAUUCUUCAUUGGGCAGAGUUGCUCCUCUUCACAUGGUAUGUGCCUUUAUACCCCCUCUAAUAUAUAAGCCCUUUGUUUGUGAGCCUUGGUGACUGUUUUGAGUCUUUUCAAAUGGAAACAAAGGCAAACUCAAUUAUAGAAUAUGGACUUCAUGCUUUCAUUUUUGUCCUUGUAGAGCAGUGCAGUCAAAUGAAGAGGAAGGAAUGAGCCCAUGAGAAUUCCUUGCGUUCCUCGAUAUAUCAUUGAAAUCUCAAGGAUGCAAAAAGCCUUUACAAAUUAAUUGUCUCUCCGCAGUUUCUCUGUACAUUAUCUACCUAUAUAAGUGGAGGUGCACACAUUCUGAGGUUUGGAUGGGGAGCCUGCGGCUCUCCAGAUGCCAUUGGACUCUCACUCCCAUCAGUUCCAGCCAGCCGGGUCAGUGGCCAGGGAUGAUGGGAGUUGUAGUCUAACAGUAUCUGGAGAGCUCAGUUUCCCCAUCCUGUUCUAAGGGCUGCCUGUGUUGCGGCUGUACAUUCUGGCUUUGUUAAAGCAUGUACAAAAAGCUACCUGAACCAAGGAAGAGCACAUUCCAUGAGAAGCUGCACAAGUGAUUCAUAUGUGAUGUAGAAGUAGCAACAGAAGAUAUCUUGUGGUGCAGUCCUGAAAACAUUUGCUCAGAAAUAUUGCCAAGUUCAGUAGAAGUUAAUCAUCAAUGUACCUGCUUAGCAUUGUAGCUUUAUUGAUUCGCAUGCCACAUUUCCAGGUUUAUGGGGUCUUGUCUGAAGGGGGAGCUCUCAUAGCUCUUCCAUGUACAGAUGUGUGUUCUUUCAGUGCAGUAUAUAAAAAUGUAAUCUGGGAGACCGUUGUACCAGUUUGCAUAUUCUUUCAGCUAAUUGGCAUCCAGCGUAAAGGACCAUUACCAGUUCAUCACUUUCUAAUGCAUCCUUUGAAAGGCCACCACUCAUGCCAUGAGAACAUGGCAUGCCAUUUUGUCUGCAGGCACAAGCUAAUGGGAAAUGUCAGGGUAUUGUGCCCGCCUCCAAUCUCUCUAAGACUGUGCCCCACCACAGUCUCUUUUUUGUGUCCUUGUGCAAAGUGUCUUACUUGUUCAUUUCCAGCUUCCCUCGCUAUAUCCUGCCAGACAGAAAUGCAAAUGAAAAAAAGUUCUGGGGAAAAUGUCAUGGGAGGAAAUUAGGUUAUGCCUGGGGCAUGUCCACAAGCUUCUCAUGCAAAAACUGAACAGGACAUCAUUAGAAGGGUGAUAGCUUAGGCUAUAAACAACUAUAGACAAGGACUCAGUCAUCUAUGCUGUAAAGUCCAGUCCCUUUAAUAGUGGCUCCCCAUCCCCCUUCUUGAAUAAGAAUAAUGGAUGCCAAUCUGUAAUGUGUCUAGCUAUGAUCAAUUUAUGAGGCUGUAGUGCUGCCCCCAGGCUUGAUAGCGAGCUACUUUUCCAUUGCAGAUAUGUGUGUUCUUACUGACAACCCUAUGCCACUUGCUGUCCUCUAGGAACUGUUUUUGUUCAGUCUCUUCUGUUUUCAUUCCAUAUUUGUAUUCUGAGACAUUCCCAUGACAAACAUCUUGGCUUUCAUUCAGGUCUCCUUUUGGGAUGCCCCUACACUACAACUGGUUCGACAGUGUUGAGGGCCCUCUAUGAGGUGAUGAGAAUUCUUUGCUAGACAUCUUUUGCUCUAGAGUCAUAGCUCAGUGGCAGAGCAUCUGCUUUACAUGCAGGAGGUCCCAGGUUCAAUCCCUGGCAUCUCCAGGUAAGGCUUGGGUUGUCCCCUGUCUGAACCCCUGAAGAACUGCUGGCAGUCAGUGUAGAUAGUGAUGAACUAAGAUGGACCAAUGGUCUUACUCAGAAUAAUGCAGCAGCUUUUGUCUCUCCCCCUACCACCUAGUUUACAUUCACUUACAGGAAACUUAGGGAUGCGGGUGGCGCUGUGGGUUAAACCACAGAACCUAGGACUUGCUGAUCAGAAGGUCGGUGGUUUGAAUCCCCGCAACAGGGUGAGCUCCCGUUGCUCGGUCUGUGCUCCUGCCAACCUAGCAGUUUGAAAGCACGUCAAAGUGCCGCUCCGGCGGGAAGGUAAACGGCGCUUCCAUGUGCUGCUCUGGUUUGCCACAUGACCCGGAAGCUGUACGCUGGCUCCCUUGGCCAAUAAAGCAAGAUGAGUGCCGCAACCCCAGAGUCAGUCACGACUGGACCUAAUGGUCAGGGGUCCCUUUACCUUUUACCUUACAGGAAACUUAUCUCCAGGAAUCAUUGAGAGGGGUGAAACUGAUCAUUAAACUGGAUUGACACCAGCUUGUGUUUGCAGUGUAGACCUACCCUUAGCAUGAACUUUGUUGGGAAUAUGCGCCCAAGCUUUAAUUUUAAAAUCGUUAUGUUUCUGAGUCGUGCUCUUCAUGCAUCAUGAACUAUUUCCCUCCUGACUUACACCUUUUCUGCUUGAACGUCUCAAAUCGUAUCUUUCAUAAGUGCUCUGGUAUGUGUGCCGUCAGUGUUCUGAGUUCAGUAGUGUUAAGCUUCUCUUUCCAUGCUCUACCAUUUAAGAGCAGCCAGUACUGACCUCUCUUCCUGCAGUGGGAUUUGAGAUACUGUUUACAAAUUUAGCCCUCCAUGGUAGUUUGCAGCUGGACCUUGGGCUGAGCUUGGAGGAAAGCCAUUUCUGCAGUUGGCUGACCUUAGCGGUCUUGGAGUGGUGACAGAACAUUGCAUCAUUUCUGACCACAAGAACAAAGCCUGGAAGAAAUCCAGACUUUCUCCCAUUUGAUGAGUUACUUAAAAUAAGUAUCUCUCUAGACUGCUUUUGAGGAGCAGGGUCUGAGCUCAUUUGGAAGGCAGGCAGACAAAAAGUCUCCCUGUUUGUUCAGGGAGCAAAGCUCUUUUACCUGAGGGCUGGGAGUUUUGCAGAAAUAGGUUUACUUCUGCCGAACCUGAGAGAGGCAGGAUGAGAUGAAGUUAAAGAUAGGGCCUUUCCUCUUCUAUGUUUUGCAUAGAUGACGCCUUAGGCUUGAUCCCUGGCACCUUAGUGGAUCUCGAGUAGCAGUGCCAGGAAAGAACUUCUAGAGAGUUUUGUCUUCAACUAUACCACCAGCCUUGUCCAUAUGUGCUGAGAAAGAUGAACCAUUUACUCACUGCGUACAAGAUUCUUGCAGUGAACGGAUAAUACAAAAACAGUGAAGGAUUUCAGUGGAAGCAAGCUUUAAAGGUACAGUGCGUACAUAGCCUAAGACUCUAUCUUGUUGAUCAACUUACUUCACAAGGCCGUCAGUUCCAAACCCCCCUGAAGCUCAAUUAGGGCAUUGCUGCUUCCCCUUUAUCAGACAUGGACCAAAUCUAAACAAACUUUUUCUUUCCCUCUGUUUCUCUCUCCUAGAUGUCAAGCUGUGCUGUUGCAGGUCCCUGGAAGGAGAAUGUCAAGAACAUAGAGGCAGGCAAAGUAGCAGGGCUGAAGCCUUGCCUCCAGAGCAGCCCAGGGCUGGCUGACCUUUCCAAAUGGAGCCCUCACAUAGCUCAGUUCAGCUGUGACAUGAUGCAGGUAAAAGAAAAUGAGAUUGGCAGAGGAACAAAUCCCCUUUAGUGUCUCGGUAGAGCAGGAACAUGUUCUUCUCUUCUUUCCCAUACUACAGUAGAAAGGAAGGGAAGGCAGCCUUUUCCUUGCCAAAGGUCUUUCCUCUGUUAAAGUGAGAGGAACGUGCAGACGGAAGGAGACAAGGUCCCUUGGCUAGAGGGAGGCUGUUGUUAUGGCAUGAGGUCAUCCUUGGCAGCUUGUCUUUAGGAUGGAGGACCAGAGGAGAGGGGGUCAAUCCACAGAUAUCUGAUUUCUUUCCCAUCUCUUUGGGGUGAAGGGGGCACAGAAUAGCAGACUCAGCUCGGUGUAGGGACAUCUAGGUGAUAAUAAAAGUGUAUUUUUUUAUAUCAGAAUGUUUGGGUAUGUAGCUUUUGUCAUGUGACUUCACAUCAGCCCUGUGAGAAAGGUGGCUGUCAUUCCUCUCUGUGCCUGGUGUCUUGAACCAGGAACUCUUAGCAAUGGGACUCAGCCACUUUACUUUCUGCAGCACCAUGGCUAGUUGCCAUGGUGGUAGAAACAGGCAGCCUGUUACCCAUAUGGCACUCAGGGGUUUAGCAUUGGCCAGGUGACACAAGGGACCAAUUGCAUUCGACCUGCUCUUGUAAAGCUGCUAAUUCAUGCCUGGCUCUUCAAUCUGAGCAGCUCAGACCAAACCCAGGCUGAGCUCUUGCACUGCACAUAGCAGCUUCUUUGCUCCCCUGUUUUCCAGCUCUUGCUAAUCCCAAGCACAUAGCUGGAACAUGUCUCAGUGCUUGUAGACAUGACUAUGAGCUUUGUAACUGAAGAGCAGUGUAGUAUGGGUAACUACAUAAUUAAGAUAAACUAAUUCACACUUGUGCCACUCUGUCACUCACUGCUUGAAGCAUCUACUUAGCAUUUUUCCAUUCUAUGGAUUGACUUCUGAAACUUCCGGGGUAGAUCUGUGGUGAGGUUAACUCCAGGGCAGCCUUUGCCAACCUGACGUCCUCCAGAUGUUCUGGACCACAACUCUCAUGAGUCCCAGCCAGAGCAGCCAUCUGUUCACAACAUCUGGAUGCUGCUGUAGGGGAAUAUUGGAAGGAAGUCACCUUUUACCCGGUCAGACUGUUUGCCCAUCUAGCCCAAUAUGGUCUUCUCAUGCCGGCAGCAGCUCUCCUGUGUAUUGAAGAGAGACCUUCACCAUCAAACCCAAGCUUUGGUUAAAACAAACAAACAAAUGAUUAAAAACAUUGCAAUUCCACAGGAUUACAUGCUGUAGCAAUGAGGAGUUACAUGGAAUAAUCCUGUACUGGGUUUUCUUUAAUGUCAUGCCAGAACAGGCAUCUUCUCUAUUUUGCCCAGAGUCUCUCCUUUCUCCCAUACAAAAUCAGACUUUUGAACUUCCUAAUGGAAGUAGAAAGAGUGCUUUCCCCCAGCUGCUUGUCCAGUUCCCAUCUUGGCAUUUGUCUUCAUGUUUCAGGCUGAGAAAUGGGUGCGAGCGAAACUCCGAGACCUGAAGGAUGGUUGCAGUAUUCAGGAAUGGGCGCAGGCAGCUCAGACGUUACAAAGAGACAUGAAAGACUUCGAGAAUACCAUGAUCAAACUGAACCAGGUACAACGAGGUCUCUGGAAGCCCCCUCUCCCCCCUGCUUUGAGUUCUUUAGGUUGCAGCACAGCCCUGAAGAGAGACCUGAAUCCUGUUCACCCUUGCUCCCUCUCCUGUACUUCAGCAUCUCUGUGUUUCGUCCUGUUUCUGCACUCUUGAUUUCUAGAGUUUCCAUGAAAUCAGUGCUCUGGCAAGACUGGAUGACUUUUAAGUCCUGCCUUUCCAUGGAAUGUAGAUUCCAUGUUAGGGAUCGUUAGGAGAGGGACUGAAAACAAAACCAUCAGUGUCAUAACGCUGUUAUAUCUAUGCCGAGAGAGCACACUUGGAACAGUGUGCACAGUUUUGAUUGCGUCACUUCAAGAUGGUUAUUAUCAGAGCUAGGGGGAAAACACAGGAGGCAGUGAUAGCCACCAACUUGGAUGGCUUUAAAAGAAGAUUAGACAAAUUCAUGGAGGAUAAGACUAUCAGUGGCCACUAGCCACAGUGGCUGGGUUCUAUCUCCAUGGUCAGUGCCAGUAUACCUCUGAAUACCAUUUGCUGGGAAUCAGAGGUGGAGCUAGCUGCUCCGGCACCCGGAGUGGCGCACAUGCUGUGCACACGGGGUGUGGCUAGCCGCCUGCAGGGGCGGGGCGAGCAGCGAUGUCACCUCCCCUCAGGGAUGAUACCCGGGGCGGACCACACCCACCGCACCCCCCUUCCUCCACCAGUGCUGGGAAUCACAAGUGAGGAAAGCGCUGAUAUGCUCAGCUUAUGCUUGCAGGCUUCUCACAGGUGACUGUUUGAACAGGAUGUUGGGCAUCAUCCUGAUCCAGCAGGGCUCUUCACGUGCUCUUAUGUUCUUUCCCAUCCAUAGAUGGGUGACCAGCUUACUGUCCAGUCCAACUCCAGUGCCGAGAUAGCGAGGCGACUACAAACCCUGUGCGAACAGUGGCAACUGCUGAAGCAGAUGGCAGCAAAUCAGAGCAAAGCAGUGAGUGGACUCAGAAACUUACAAGAGUUCAACCAGAAAGCUGAGCAACUAGAAGCUUGGAUCAGGCAGAAGGUAUGUGCCAAAGCAGGGACAACCCUCAGUUCCCCUGUUUCUGCAGCAUGUAUAGUAUAUAUGUAUGCUGCCCUGAUCUCCCUUGGGAUAGAAAUGUAAUGAAGGGGUAAAUAGUAAUGAGAACUACGGAAGAACUAUGCAUAGCCAUAGGGAAGAGGAAUUUAUGUUUUGCCUGCAGAUGCCGGACACAUAUAUGGAAGGAUCUCCCCAGCUGGUCAGAUUUUUCUGAAAUCCACCUAUGGAAUUAACUCAAUCGAUUACAUUUUAAAAAGAAAGCAUUCGAAAAAUCAUCCAAGGUUUUGGAGCAAAGGUCAGAAAGAUUUAGACAGUAGUUGGUUAUGGCAGAUGGGGAGCUAAGGUAGUCAUUUCCCCAUGGCAUCUAUAGUUUGCUUUCUCCCCUGUCUGCUGACUGCACUGGCCAUCUAAUAGCAAUUUCCAUGUGCUUUUGUCUUCGCCCCCAAAUUCCAUUCCAUAACAAGACGUUCUAAAUUCCUAGAAAUCCUAAAUCAUUAAAAGAAGAAAACAACCCUGAAUACAAAAAUAGAAGCAAGAUUAAUUGAUUUUCAUAAUUUCCUCUCCAUUUGGCUCUUGGGACUCUUUGGCUCUUGCUUGUCUAGAUGGAGAGAGUUAGAGGGGCAUAUGUAGAAUCCUCUGUCUUCGUACAGCUGGAAUGUAGCCUGUUGUACAAAGGUUAGAGUGACACCCAUGGCUCUGCCUACCUUUGCCUCUAGUCCUGCCCAGGAGGGAAUAUUGCCUUUGGAGUGAAAAUGGUUCCCCACUCCUGGUCUACAAAUUGGAGUCUAUCUUUGUAUUCUGAAGAAAAACCAAACCACUCCACUUGCAUCUCUUAGGAUUGGGAUGAAAUUGUAACAAUGUAGUCACUGUGCCUUCAAUAUCUCAUAUAUUCUAACCAUUUCUAUCUGUCCCUCUAGGAAGAGAAACCUUUGCUAACUGCCCUGCUGCAAGAGAAUGCAGACAAGAUUCAGCUUACCCGACGCAUCCUUGACUUGAAACAGGUGACAGUCUUACUGACAGUUGUGUGGGAUUCUCUUCUCUGUACAGUGUUGGGGGUGUGUGGUUCUGAUAGUGCUGUUUUACCUGGGGUGGUUGCAGUUAGGCUUUGCAUCCUACCUCAGAUGAUAUUAAUGGCAUUGUAGUUCAUACCUAGGUCCUAGUGGGUAGCCUGGUGCAGUCCUUCAUCACAUUUUGCAGCUGCCAUCUGCAAGAACAGAAAGGCGGGUGCCACUACGAAGAUUUUGUCUCUUGUCUGUACUGGAUAGUACUACUGUUUUCUCAGCCCUCCAUCCCCUCCUCCCUGCAAUUUGGGAAUAAUAAUUCUUGGCCUGCAUCAUAGUUGUUGUAAGGAUUGCUGAGAUAAUGUAUGAGAAGUCCUUGGAACACCUGAAAGCACUGUAAAAAAAAAAAGUUGAUGCUUAAUUAUUAUCGGGAGCUCCUAAGCUCCCUUCGAAAACAACUUCUGAGUACAAGGUUUAUUCUGCUGGGGCUCAGUUGGCAAUGCCAGUAGCGGUUAGCUUCUUAUGAGGUCAUACUUUUAUAGAAAGUAAGUUUAUGUUAUUCCUCUUCUCCCCCGUCUCUCCUCCCCUUUUCUCUCUCUCUCAUCCAACUUAGGAGGAGCAGCAGUUCCAGGCCCUGCAUGAGGAAAUGAACAGCCUGGCUCACAAACUUGAGAAGCAGGGGAAGAGUGAGAGCAGGAGCAUUAUGGCACGGCGCAAGCAUCUCAAUAAAAUGUGAGCUAGAGCAGGAGCUGGUGGGGGAAGAGAGAUGGGGCAUAACCAGCAUUAGGAUGGGCUAUGGAAUCAUCUGACCGCAUUUGCUUUACUUUAACUGUCAAGGAUGUGCAGGCUAAGCUGCUUCCCCGUUCCUAAGAUCCUUCUGCCCGUUUCACCUUCCAGGUGGCUGCGGCUCCAGGGGACACUGAAGGAACACCAUGAGAACCUGCAGCUGGCUCUGGAAGCUGCUGCCUUCGUCCAGCAAGCAGAAGUGCUCCUUGGGGCCAUCCAUGCAAAGGUAGAUUCUAAGAGGAGGUGGUGGGUGCUUUCUAAGAACUGCAUUGCUACUUGUCUCGGGGCUUAACGCCUGUUGUUUCUGUUGUAGCGGAGGAAUCUCUGUGGAGUGGGGAAACAGAGGGAACCUGAAACCAGCCCAGACCUGGAUGUCAGGGAUAUAGCUAGUCAGGUCAUGGUAAGUUGGGCAAUGCCCAGGAACAUGACUUGGAGCCCCUCCAGAUGCCCUAUUUAUUAAGCAUUCAUCUUGAGUUGCUUACAUAGAGGUCAGAGUAUAUCCAGUCUUUAUUGAGCAAUGAUUCUGAUUUGUUUGUGGGGUGGUUAUACAACAAUGAGCAACUGUCCUGCAUUCAUCCUGAUGUGUUGAUACAUAUUCAUGUUAGCCAUUUGUUCAUCCCACACUUUUCAGUGCAUUUUCCUGUCACCUUCCAAACUACAAAAAUUCUUGAUUCUUUUAAAAAAUGGAUUUGUGAUAGAGCAGCAGAGUGCUUUGAUCCACUUUAAUUGUACAAAACCAAAUUUCUGGUAUGUGUUUGAAUCCCUUCCACAAAGUAAUGACAGUCUGGUGGCAUGUUUAAAGAAGAUGUGAGGGGUGGGCAAAGGUUUUUUUAAGAAAAGAUUUGUAGGCAUGUUCAUUUCUCCCUUAGUUUAGAGAACAACUUGUCAUCCUGUAAAUAAUGAACUAAGCAAGAUGGCCUGGACUCAAGAACUGAUAUCCAGCUGAAGUACCAACAUCUGGUAUAUAUCCUACCCCUCCACUGCUGGAGUGAUUGUAUCCAAAGUGAGGUGCUCAUGCUGGCAUUCUGAAAGAAGCUCAGUUUUCAGCAGAAGCUCCUGAAUGCUGAGGAAUGAUCCACAAGAAAGGGAGUUGAAUCCUGCAUUGUCAUGCGUUUGCAGCUUCUUUGGAGGCAGUCUCUAGAUUAGACAUGCACAACUUGUCACCCAUUAAGAUGCAUGGUAGCCCACCAGGGACUGAACAAACCACUUGGUUUUAGGGAACCAGGGGCUACUGGUCAUUAUAAGCUACAUGAUAUGUAUAGCUAGUGAGGUUAUCUUGAUGGGUCAGGUUAAUUUAAGCCAAGUGACCAGUUGUCACUCCUGCUCACUCAUUCAUUGCCAGCCUUUUUUGCCACCCAGAUGCUGGAUGUGACCGUGUCCCAGUUGACAAGCCUCCAUCCCAGCCUAGUAGCACGAGUCUCUCUCAAGCAUCAAGAUGUGAAGGAGAGCUGGGCCCAGCUCCAGCAGUUAUUGAGGUAUUUGCUGAAUGCCUAAUUUUUUUCUCUCUGCAUGAGGUGGAUCCUGAGCUGGUUAAUGAUUAUAUUUAGCAAAUGUCUCUAAUUUGGGCACGCCAGAGCCAUUGUUGACAAUACUACUACCAUUUUCUGUUUUGCUGUGCACCUUUAACAGGAGUGUGGCAUACAGAAACUAAGCAGGUGAGGAAUCUACUGUGCCUGGAAAAGCUUUGCAUGCUACUGAUAUUAGAUGCACAGGAGCAAAACUGCUAGGAAAAGGUGGCAACCCUGACAAUGUCCCCUCUCCCUAUUUCAUUCUUUUGGAACAAGGUACUAUGCAUGGUAGUUUAAUCACAAUUUUUUGAGGUUGUAGGCCUUCAGGCAAUGCAUUUGUUUAGAUUUUUAAGUUAUGAAUAUGCAGCCUAUAUGUGUGAGUGCUGAGGGUGGCAUAUGUUUCUCUCUACCAGUCAAGGCAAAAGACAGUUUAGGAAGUAAAGGGAAGUCCCCUCUUUUGCUUACCAUCAGCACUUACUUACUAUCUUCCUUGAUGUGAGUAACUUGAGGAAACUUUCACCCAAAGUUAAUGUGGACUCUGGAGACUGAGAUGGCCUCUGCUCCAGCAACAAGGCUAAGCCAGCAGCUCUGUUACUAUCACUGUAACUUCGGGAUGCUCUACCCAAUACAUUCCUUUCUCAACAAAAGCUGAAAGCAUAAUGAAAGCUGAAAGCAUAACGUGUCAGAAUAAAACAACCUGAGAAAGCUGAAAACAGUUGGGUUAGGUGCAUAAGCCUGAGACACUCUACCCUGGAAUACUGGAUUUCUUCAAGGAUGUCUGCAUUUAUUCUGUGAUGAUUAUCAUCUCUCUUUUUUGCCCUUUUCUGUUCCCUACUCUAACAGUUUUCUUUGUUUUUUCACCUCUCUGCUUCCCCUCGCUCCUAUUGCCCCACUACUGGCUUCAACCAGGAGAUCAAUUGAUUCCCCGAAUCGUGAGCAAGUGAAGAUCAUGUCCAACAGUGUAGGGAGAGAGGCUGGAGGAAAACCUGUAUGGGAGGUAAGAAAAGUAUUCAAGAUAACACCUCAAGAUCUCCUGGGUACUGUGCGUAGAUGACCAGCCUCAGAGCACCCUCCAUUUGUAAGGCAUGUCUCAUGGGUAAAAGUUACCUCUGGAGAAAAUGUUUCAUGUGUGGAUGCAUAGCAACAGGCAAGACUAGUCUGUCAAUCUCAGGUGGCCACACUUGGGCCAGAACUGGUGGUUCAAGUGUCCCAGCAGACAAGGAGGGUCUCUGUAGCCUUCUCAGCUGUAGCCUUCUUGUUAUAACAUGGUGGUGCUUAAAAGCCCAAGCCAGUGCAAUUACUUUUUAUGGUGAGGAAAAGCAGAGAGGAGUGCUAUGUACUCUCUCGCCCUGAAUUAGUAAAGAAGACCACUGGUGAUUGCUGCUAAGCAGUGGCCUGUUUGCUUUACCAAUAUCCCAGAACAGACUUCAUGCUACUUAAGUUUUUUUGGCCUCAGCCAAGCUCUAACACAAGAACGUUGCAGCUGGCAAAGGUGGGGAAGAGGAAGAGGAUGGUGAGUGGCAAAUUCAUCCCCCUUUCUCCCACAAGGUGGCACCUGGGAAGAAUGCAAAAUGCUUGGCAUUGGGCCAAGAGCUGGAUUAAGACAGAUCUCUGGGAACUGGUUCCAUAAUUUUGGAGCCACUUCAGAGUUCAGACAAGGUCCUGCCCAGAGUCUUACCUCUCAGGAUUCUGAGCAAAAUAUAUUCUUACUCUUCUUUUAACCCUAGAUAUGGAAGGACAUCCAAGGAAGCCAAGAGGGCAACACAGACUCACCAGGCAAGGACGCCAUCACCGGUAACAGCAGGAGGUAUUGGCACACACAGUGCUUUCCUGGGAGAGGAAAGCUGGGGGAAAGCUAUGUGGGAAGUGGUGAGGAGAAACUGGGACUGGGGAGGGUAGAAGUUGCUUACUGGGAUCUGCUUUGUUGCUUAGCAACAAUUCACUAUGCAAAAGAAUUUAUCUCUUACUCCUAGCAGAGGGGCUGGCCCUUUGAAGUUGAACGGGUUGGGGGGGGGUCCCUGUGGUCUUGGCACUAAGCCCAGCCUCAUUAUGGGUAGAUGCUGUGAGCUCCACAGAAAAACAGUGAAGCUGUGAGGUUGAGCCCACCACCCAGUGGCUUCUAGUUGAAUCUAAGUAGCACCUGCAACAAAACGCUCAGUUCAGUGUUCCAGUCAGUCAUGCCCCCUUCCAUUCAAGUUUUCCUGGUUUUCUAUCACUCUCUUCGGUUGUCAGCAUUCCAUGGCCACUGAGCAUGCUCAAUCCUCAUUUGGCUGGGUAUAUAUAUAUUUGCACUUCUGUAAACCUUGUGGUUCUCGUGAGCCUGCUGGUACUUCCCCAUUGAGCAUGGAUGCUUUAGUUACAUUAGGACCUGCACUCAGAGAAUUGAGUUCACUAUUGGUUAUAGAAUGCAAACUGCCUUCACUUCAAAUAACAAAGAAUCUUAAAAACUCCCACAUUUAUUAUAGCAGAAGCUGUCAUAACAAAUUUGUCAGAGUGGAAUUCAAUGUUGCACUAUUAUGAACAUUCCAUCUGCGCAAGCAUUGCUGGAGGAGAUGAUCCUUCCCUCUCCUAAAGGGCUGUCACAUGGAAGAUGAAGCAAGUUUGUUUUCUCCUGCUCUGGAGGGUAGGAUUUGAACCAAUGGCUUCAACUAACAAGGAAGAUUCCAACUAAAAAUCAGAAAGAACUUUCUGGCACUAAGAGCAGUUUAACAGUGGAACAGACUACUCAGGAGGUGGUGGGCCCUCCUCCUUCCUUGGAGGUUUUUAAGCUUAGGUGAAUCCUACCCAGUAUUUAAAGUGCAAAAAAUACCCCCAAUAGAGUAAUAUGGCUACACUUCUGAAAAGCCAUUAAAAUGUGUUGUGUUUUAGGGUGAUCUCGAUAUGUAUAAAUGCGCGCUCUCUCUCUCUCUCUCUCUCUCUCUCUCUCUUUCUUUCUUUCUUUCUCUCUUUCUGUGGUGUUUUGCACAUGUGUACUUGAUGUGGCGGUUAUCAAGCAAUGAAUUGGAAUAUAUGGCCUCACCCUAAUUUUCUGUCUUCUCCAGGAGGAGGAAGAAGCUUCUCUGGCAUUCAAAUGCCUUGAAGGACCUGCCCCAGCAGGAGGCAAACCUUCAGGACUUCUGCCAGGUCGCUGAUGGGGUAAUGUCUCUCUGCAAGCUUCACCAAAUCCCCAAGUCUUUGUCAUUCUGCAGCCCACAUAGAUUCCCUUACUGUGGUAGUAAUUCUGGCUUCCCUUGGGCUGCUGGUAGGCUGCCACUUGGCUGAAGAACAGGCCUAGUCUACAAGCAUAGCUGAAUGAGGUGGUUAUCAGAAAUCAAAAGCAAAAUGUUGACAAAUUUAUUUUUAAACCUUGAGUUAAUGAAGAGGAAUCUUGUGUUUCAAAUACCCAAGUAUUUAAGCAGGUUUGUAGAAUUAAAGUGUGUUUCAAUUAGGACUGUUGUGGGUGGUAAGAAGAAGGGAGGCCUGAGAGAGGCCUGUUCACCAGGGAUGCUCCCAAUUCCUGCCCAGCCUAGGGUUGCCACCUUUGUUUUGGCAAAAUACAUGACAGAGCAGGGAGAGGCGGUUGGGGUGUGUGUGAUUCCCCCCCCCCCCAAUGCUGAAGUGACUUCAAAGCAAACCAUUAUAAUCUAUUGCAGCCUGACAGGAUGGCCCCUCUGGAAUUUGACACACACACACACACGCGCACACACACACACACACACACACACACAUGCACGCGCACAGACACACACACACACACACAUUUGUAAACCUGUCUGUGCUUGGCUACCCAGAGCUUUAAUACAUGACCUUUCACACACCCUUUCAAGCACAUGCAUUUGGAGAGGAUCCCUAACUUGGCAGAGAGAAAGAGAAAGAGUGAAGAGACCUGAAAUACAGGACAAACUGUAUCAAUACAGGAUGUAGCAUCUUACAUUGAAAUACAGUGGUACCUCGGGUUACAUACACUUCAGGUUACAUACGCUUCAGAUUACAGACUCCGCUAACCCAGAAAUAGUGCUUCAGGUUAAGAACUUUGCUUCAGGAUGAGAACAGAAAUCGUGCUCUGGGGGCGCGGCAGCAGCAGGAGGCCCCAUUAGCUAAAGUGGUGCUUCAGGUUAAGAACAGUUUCAGGUUAAGUACGGACCUCCAGAACGAAUUAAGUACUUAACCCGAGGUACCACUGUACAGGACAAUCCUGUAUUAUACAGGACAGGUGACAACCUCUAGCCCAGCCUGAAAAAUGAAUUUUCUGGAUCCCACAAGAGAUUUUGUUUAUUUUUUUGCAUUUCUAUCCCAUCUUGUUCUCCAAGGAAUUCAAGAUGGUAUUCAUAGUUCUCCCUCUCCUCAUUUAAUCCCCACAGCAACACUUUGAAGUAGAUUAGGCUGAGAGGCAGUGACUGGCCCAAGAUCACCCUGUGAGCUUCUUGCCUGAGUGGGGAUUUGAACUCUGGUCUCCCAGGUCCUAGAGUCUGACCUCCAACCACUACACCACACUGGAUCUGUUAAUACCUCCCCAACAGGGGCAAUGGCUUCUGCUCUUAGAGUUUAUCUGAGGAGGGAACUGAGCAAGUGGGGACCAUGGCUCAGUGAUGGAGUGCAUGCUUUUCAUUCUGAAGAUCCUAGGCUCAGUUCCCAGCAUCUCCAGUUAAAAGACUCUCUGGUAAAAGGGCUAGAAAAGACACACACAGACCCUGUAAUUCCGACCCUGUAAUUCAGCUGCCUAUCACUAGAUGAAACUGGAGUAGAUGGUCCAGCAGUCUGACAUGGCUUCAGUCAGGUUUAUAUAUUUGAAUUUUAUUUAUACAAAAAAAUAAAAUAAAAUUGUAUCCUGCUUUUCCCCUUCAAAAAGUCAGUGCAACUCGCAAUGUUUUAAAAAGGCAUAAAAAUAGCAACCCAUCAUUAAAACAUAAUUACCAGGUUAAAAGCAGCACCCAAGGGCCAAAACUAAUCACCAAUAAAUCAAAGCAUGAAGUAACGAACAGAAUCAAAAACUUGUUAAAGAGAACUGCUUUCAUUUGCUGUCCAAACACAUACAGAGAGGAUAAUAAGCAAACAUCCUGGGGCAAAGAGUUCCACAUAUGCAGAACCACCACAGUGGGAGCCCUUUUAUUCAUAUGUCUUAAUGGCAUGUGUGUGCUGUACAUCUUAGGAGCUACACAGGUGGAGUCCUCAGAUGGAAGAUGCCCUUGAGGAACUGGAGGAUCUCUGGGAGGAACUGAGAAGGCGGCACCAAGAGAAUGGCGUGGCCCUGAGGGAGAUUGAUACAGUGAGUAGUGGCUGCCACUGGAAAGGGUGUCUAGUCCUUCCCUUUUGUAAACAUGGUGCGCCAGUUUUUCACAUCCUGUGAUCUCAUAGCACUGCGUGUUUCUCCACCCUUGCUGGCAACAACUAAAUGAUGCAGUGUGGAGGCAAAUGAAAUCUACGCCAUCGUCAGAUGAGACGAAUUAUGUUAGACAUUAAUAAAAGGUUUUGGGGUGGAAGGGGGUGAGACAGCUGCCGUCCUUGGCAGCUGCUCUAUGUUGUGGGUAACAUGUAGUCUCAGCCUCACUCAAAAGACCCUAGCAAUUCUAAUAUUUGUAGCUCUAUCCCUGACAGAGGUCACAUUUCCUGUUCAGUUGGAUUGCUUGCCUGUCAUCCAUGCACUGAAAAGUUUAGCCGUAGGGAACAGAUUAUUUGUGGUGUAGUGUUCAGUUUUCUCCCACAGUUAGACAUUUGAACCUUGGGAUUAGGAUACACUCUCUUAUUUAUUUAAGAAAGUUGUUUGCCAUCUUUCAGGGCGAAGGCCUUCUCUUGCAGAGGACAGUGCGCAAUCACUUUCUUGUCAUAUUCAGGCUGGGGGGCUGCCUUGCUCAUGCCACUCCUUUCUGUUUGCAGGCUCUGCGGUUGGUUGGGGAGGUAGAAGAGGCUGAGUGUUGGCUAGAAACUGUUCUAGGCUUGCUCUCUGAGCCAGAAGCAGCAGCUGCAAAGAACCUUGAUGACCUCCAUGGGGACCUAGAGAAGGUUGGCACCCUGGAGAACCAAGUGGAGGCGUGGCAUAUUAAGCUUCAAGCCCUGAAGGAGGAAAUGAAAAUGGACUCCUCCUCGGAACACACAGCAGCUGCAAUGAUUCAUAGAAAGAUGGAACGAGUGAAGGAAAAGUGAGUUCUUGGGAACAAAAGAGUAUUCUCUGUAUGGAGGUGGUGUAGGAAGGAGACUUGGCUUCUGAAAAGCUGGAGAAGGAGAAGAGGUUACUUCAGGGUGGAAGAAUGGUUUCAAAGGAAUAGAUGCAGGCAACCAAGGAGGAGGAGAGAGCCAGGGUUGUUGUUGGUUAAGUUUCCCUUGUCGUAGGAGCAUAGGAAGCUGCUUUCUGCUGAGUCAGACCAUUGGUCCAUCUAGCCCAGUAUUGUCCUCACACUAUAUAAGCAGCAGUUCUCCGGGAUUUCAGACAAAGAUGCUGGGGAUUGAAAGUAGGUCCUUCUGCAUGCAGAGCAGAUGUUCUACCACUGAGCUGUAGCCCAUGUUGUUCUAGACCUAUCUCUCAUCUCCAACAGCUUUGUCUGUCCAAAUUGAAAUUGUGUAUGUUUAGGCAGCAGGUAGCAUUGCUCUCGUGAAAUACGCUUUUAGGAAGAUGUCAUGGUUUCCUUCCCAGGUUCACCUGUGUGCAGGAGGCUCUCCAGCGCCGAACGUCAGACUUGAAAGAUGCCCUGGUUUUAACCGAGUUCUUGCAGAAUGUGCAUAUGGAAGAAAUGCUGAGUCACAGGAACCAAGUACAGGUGAGAAGCAGAGAAGACGUGGGCCAGGGAAGGGAAGAAUGAGGUGAUGUGCAGAGGUGUGGUCUGAAUUCCGUCCUGUCAUAGGAACAUAGGAAGCUGCCUUAUAGCGAGUCAGACCAUUAGUCUGCCCAGCUCACUACUAACCAGGCUGACUGGCAGCAACUCUCUAGGGUUUCAGAUAGGGAGUCUCUCCCAGCCUGGAGAUGCAAGGAAUUGAACCUGAGACCUUUUAUGUGGAAAGGAAAUGCUCUGCCACGGAACUACAGCACUUCCCCAGAAGGGUCAGAGUUCAAAAAUAACAAGCAAGGGGCUUCUCGCUUUAUGUUUAGUUUGAACAAUGAGGGAGGAUGGCGCUGAAGGGACACACAUCUCCAUAAAAGUCCCUUGUGCUGCAUUGUAUCUAAGUGGUCAGAUUAGUGACACAGGAACAGUUUGCAUGACUCUCCUGUUUGGGUUCACAUGAUUUCAGUAUGGUAUGCCAUCCAAAUUACUGUGGAUGGUAAUGAUCCUGUAUAGCUAAGUUCUAUCACCAUUCUAGCUCUGGUUGCAUUUAGUCAUGGAACCCCUAACUAUAAUGCCACAAAUUGCAACUCUUGACACUGUUGGUUAAUUGGCUACUGCUGCUUAUUGAGGCCUUAUCUUACUGAUAUCCACUGGCAAGUAUCUGGGCCUUCAGUGAGGUGGCAGAAAUUAGCUUCCCAGCUAAAUAUACUCAGGACUUAAGAUCAGUGUUGGAAAUUGAAGACACUUUUAUUUCAGUUUGUUUUUAGUUUAUAAGCAUAGUUUCAUCACUGCUAAUUUUUAAUGUGUAGCAUCUUUUACAUUUGCUGGUGUUGGGUCUUCGUUAGUUUGAAAUGCUGGUUAUAUCACAUGUUCUUUGUUGCUGCUUUUAGAAAUUGGGUGUUGGCUCUGAGUUAUAUUAUUAGUAGAUUGCAUGGUUUUAUUUAUUAUUUUGAUGUAUGUUGUGGUAGAUACAAUUAGUAGUAGAACAAAGAUAUAACCAAAUCUAUUACAUCAUUAGGGACGCGGGUGGCGCUGUGGGUUAAACCACAAAGCCUAGGACUUGCUGAUCAGAAGGUCGGUGGUUCGAAUCCCCGUGACGGGGUGAGCUCCCGUUGCUCGGUCCCUGCUCCUGCCAACCUAGCAGUUCGAAAGCACGUCAAAGUGCAAGUAGAUAAAUAGGUACCGCUCCAGUGGGAAGGUAAACGGCAUUUCCAUGUGUGGCUCUGGUUCGCCAGAAGAGGCUUAGUCAUGCUGGCCACAUGACCCAGAAGCUGUACGCCGGCUCCCUCGGCCAAUAAAGCGAGAUGAGCGCCGCAACCCCAGAGUCGGCCACGACUGGACCUAAUGGUCAGGGGUCACUUUAUCUUUACCUUAUUAUCAUCAUUAUUAAUAUUAUUAAUAUUAAUAUUGAGUGGCUUUAGUCAAGCCUCUCUCUUGAAGUUUCACUUUCCUUCUCUGUAAAGUAGGAAUCAUGGCAAUUUGCUCAGAAGACGUCUGUGAGAGAGUUAACAGGGUGGCCUGUCUAGAUUGGUACCCAAUAUUAUUCAUGUACUUGUUUUGCUUUAGGCAGUGCCGAACCAGCUAGGCUCCCAAGAGCCUCUGCAGCUUCUCAUAGCCCAGAGUGCUCAACAGCUGAGCAAUGAGGACAUGAACAGGUCACUGGAGGAACUGCAAGAAGCAGUGGACAUGCUGAACAGUGUUGUGAAGGAGCGCGAGCGGGUCAUGGAGGCAGUGACCAAGACAGAGAAUCUGAAGUGCUUUGUGCAGGCCUUGUCAAGUGGGGAGGAAACUAAGGUAAGAGAGGGUUAAGAGGGGCUGCGUGCUAGAAAAAUCCCUCUUCCCUAGUGAUUAGAGGUGGAAAGCCUGUACCACUCCAUCCUUCAGUGUUGGUUAUUGUAUUUGGGCAAGAAGCUACAAAAUCUAUCUUCUUGUUUCAUAGAGGUGGACUGACCACCUAUUAAAUGCUACCAGCACUACUCUGUUGCAGUUCCAGCUUUGGUUUGGUUGUCCAAGCAGCCUGUAGUACAGAGAACUGUUUCUCAGUGUCGCCUUUCUUUUUUCAAUUUUUCAGCUGGCCUGGGUCACCUCACGGAUCAAGACAAUGAGGAACAGAGCAGAAACACUGGCUCAGGACAUAAUGCAGGCAGAGAGAAGCUUUGCCACAGUGAAGAGUGAGGCAGAUCUUCUGGAGCUGCAGGGGCUCAUGGAAAGGCAGAAAGAGAUAGAGGUGAGAUCAAAAGGCUAUUUGAGGGCUUGUAACAAGCACCCCAUAGAACCAGUGUUUGCUCAUGGCAAUGUUGGAGGAGUGCUAAAUCAGGCAUUACACACACCUUGGAAGUCUGUUCUUCCACCCAGCCCCAUUGUAAAUUGCAGGUUGAGAUUGUUAUGCAGGUUUAGGUUUGACCAUUGGUUCUGAGCUCUCACUUUUUUAAAUGGGUCAGCAUAGAUCUGAUGUUUGAUGAUACUGCCCUGUUGUUUGUUUGGCUUCCUAAAGCCAGUUGGGAGUCUCAUGCUUGUUUUUAGAUUGGGCAAGCAUUUACUAUUGGGAAGGAGCCAGGAGUUCCCCAUUCGAAAGCCCUGUUGCUAGCCUGAAUCCUGUGGUCUUGUAUUUCAUAGAGUGAAAUGUCUAGCCUGGAAGGGGACAUGGAGAAACUAGAGAGAGCCUUCAUUGAGCUGGAAGAUUGCUGUCUGAUUGAAAUGCCAAAUGAGUCCAGAAGAAUCAGUGAAACAUUGGUGGCUUGGAAAGAUCUGCAAAAGCUGGUGUUGGGAAAUGCAGUUCAUGGACAGCAAGCCGCUCAUUUGCGACAAUUCUUCAGAGCUUAUUUAGCCAUUAUGUAAGUCAGUAGACCUUAGUGGACUCAUCCUGUCCCUUGAAAGUUUGUUUUGCAAUGUCUGACUCACCCAUUUGUGAUAUUAAGCCCCCAUCUGGAAGCACCCCUUAUUUUCAAUUGCGCUUGGGGACUAUCCAUCUUAUCUACUUUGAAGUCAGUCCAGCAAGCUUGAGUCUCAGCAUCAAUUCUAACUCCCGUUCACACACCUGGAUGGGGUGGAGGUGGGGCAGGGUGGAAGUGAGGUUUGGGACCUUGCAGGGGUACCUGCGCAACCAGGUGGUUGCUCCCGUUGGUGCACCGGUGAAGGGCUGAGCUUGCUGCUGUCCCAGCCCAGCACCAUCCAGGCAAGUGGCAGCAAUGCCUGCAUUGAAAUGGCAGCUGCACCCCACCAAAUAUUCUCUUACUGAAAUUGGAUGCAACUUCAGUGUCGCACGUCACAGCUUAUCUUGCAUUUAUUUUGGUGCAGUUACACAUGCCCUGGAUGUUGUGAUUUAGCUGCAGAUUUCCUGAGUAUUUACUCCUCUUUGCUCACACAUUUGCCAAGACUGGUGAUUUGCUUGUGAGAUGUAACACCAACUUUUCCAUGGAAGGGCUUAGUGUGUAGAUUGUUUUGCCACAAUGGAAGCAGCCCUUAGUGCAGGCAUCCCCAAACUCAGCCCUCCAGAUGUUUUGGGACUACAAUUCCCAUCAUCCCUGACCACUGGUCCUGUUAGCUUUGUAGUCCCAAAACAUCUGGAGGUUUGAGUUUGGGGAUGCCUGCCUUAGUGGUUAACAAAGAGAGAGAAAAACUAUUUUUACUGGGACACACCUUUUUAAUACUGCUUUAAAAGGCCUGGGGAAAUGGUAUGUUUCUUAACUGUAUGCCACUACUUGAAAGACAAAGCUGUCUAGAGGCUGAGACAACUUGAUGCAGAAUAGGUUUUUACUGGGAUUCUUCCAGGUUUCUCUGUCAAUUGGUAAGUACCCUGAUCUGUAGCUUUGUUGGAAGGGUAGAGGAUAAAUUGAGCUGCAGUUUUGUGAGGUGUUAAGACACAUUUCUUCUGGCCAUAUUCAUAGUUGCUCCUCCUUCCUUGACUCUCCAGCUCCUGGACAGAGGAUACUCGGGCACAGAUCUUCUCUGAGACUAUGAGUUCCCACGGUCUCUCAGAAGCUCAGUGGGAAGACCUGGAAAGUAACAUGGAGACUAAGUUCAAGGAGUUUGAGGAGCUGGCAGCAGUUGGAUGGAAACUGGUAGCUGAGGAACACAGCUUGAGUGAGACAGUAAGUGUGGCAGGCCAUGAUACGCAAGCUUCCUACAUGCCUGCAGCAUCCUUUGGGGAACAACCUCCCAUCCCACCUCACUUCCCUUUUCUUUCUUUUGCCAUCACUGCUUUCGGAAGGGAGGAGGUGAAGCAUCUCAUCAGGUGGGUGGGAGCUAGACAGUUGUUCCAAUUGUUUGUCAUCCUGAGGCUUGGCCCUGACUGAGAACUGUACCUAGAAGAGAAAAGAGAGGAGUUCACUAUGUGGCCUUUUUUCCUCCUUUCAUUUCUUUCUCAGUUUUGUUCUGUCUUUUUAGAUAAAGGAGCGAAUGGAGGAGCUGCAAAGCAUGCUGGGAUGGGUGAUGGUGCGCUGGAGAGCACAGAGUUCCCAGAAGGACCCUGGCAGUAAGAGUGAUGGCAGGGAGACUCAGAAUGGCACGCUGAACAUGACCGAGCACUGCCAAGUUAGUAUGCAGCCCCUGAGUGGCAAUACUAGAGCUAAACUUGAAAAAUAGCUUGGCCUGCACUGUGUAUUUAUUGUGGAAUAGCUAUGCUUUGUUCACUCACUUUUUAUGGGGCAUCUGCACAAAGUUAUAAACAAACCCCCCCCCUUUCAUGUUUUCUCUCUUUAGCUUCCUUCCUCCACCACUCCCACCCCAAGCUUAGAAAUCUGUCUUAUUUCAAACUUGGUCGAAUACCUACACAAUUUCCCCAUGUGUAUACUAUCUAUCUUGUUGCUAUUCUGCCUCAUAAAGACCUGUAUAUUUUUUUGCAUAAAUUUUUAUUUGCCUUUCUAUAACAUACCAAGCAAUACAUUUUGACAGAAUCUCUGGCUGCUGUUCACACACACACACACACACACACACACACGUGAGCAGAGGAAAUUUUAAGCUUCAUGUAUUGGUCUUUAGGUGGAAGAGAUCCCACCUAAUCCUAGAAUUAACAAAGAACAAAGAAGCUAUCGCUGCAAUUUCUUUCUUCAUUGUAUUACCUUACUCCACAGAUUAAAGUAGUUCCUGAAUCAGGUGUGGGUGAAGCAAAUGGUGUCCUUAACUCCAGUGUUUCUGAGAGGCCUCCACUCACCCUCUGCUCCCUCCCAAAUGGUUCAGCAGCACAGCAAGAGAGUGAAUCGGUCUCCACUGCAGUACUAUCUACCCUGGAUGUUCUUCCAGGGCACAGGAAGAGUUUGGAAGAAUUGGAAAACCACUUGCCCUCUGAGAUGGACGUCCCAAAGGAGACUCUGAUCCUAGAACCCUUGGAGACCCCUGUGCUGCUGGUGCCCCAGCCAGGCCCUGGCAGUCUGGGUGGCACAGUGAACUUGAUACUGAGCAUUGGGAAGAAAGCAGGGAGAGAGGCCACGGGAAGCCAGGUUGGAGCGGCACCAUCAAUGGGACCGGAAACCUUGCACAAGGUAAGUUGCCCUUUACUUUAGGCAUCGAUAGAGCUGUUUGCUAUCUCCAGAACAUCAAAUAAGUGCCUCUGCGGCAAAGGGAGGCAGUGUUUUCAUGAUGCAAAGUAUUGCCAAGUGUUCAGACAGGACAGAAGUGGGGUGUCAAGUGAGGGAGUGCCAAGCUUAAUGGCUAAGGCUUGCAAGUGGAGAACUUCUAACUUCCCAGUGAGCAUUAAGAUGUUAAUGGAUACUCUGAAUCAGGGAGACUAGCAGCUCUGUUGCUUUUUUGCUUCUCAUUUAAGCCACCGCCAGGCAUGCAGUUCUAGAGCUUCCUCUUCAUGGGUCAGGCACUGAUUUUGCCCUUUUCUUCCUGGCUUUUGCAGGUCACCCUUGCUAUUCCUUCACUUUUAUUUUUAUUUUUGUCUCUCUCUUUCCUAAAAAUCCAGCUCUCUGAAACUAAAUCCUCAGCCUGUAAAGCUUUCUGGAAACGUUGCCAGGGGCUUUUAGGAAGUACUUUGGGUAGUUUAAAGAGAAAGAAAAGGCCACCCCGCCAGCAUGCAGAAGAGGUAACAUGGAGCAGUGGGGGGACGAUGAAGCAUGUCAGACUGAGAGUGGUUGCAUGGUGCAAGGAAACCUUGACUAACCCAUCCAAUAGCCUCCUUCAAAAGGCAGCUCUGAAAUUAGGAGAGGGAAACGCUCCAGAUGUGACUUGGCUAUCAUCCUUGACCAUUGGUCUGGCUAGCCGGCUUGGGACUUAGGAAGUUGGAGUCUCAACAGCUUUGUUCCCUUCUCCUAUAUCACUUAAGUGGCAUCUCCAAAAUGUUAAGAGGUCACACAGAUGCUGUGUUUCUCCUUUCCAAGGCUAUGGUGAAUAAGUUAAAUAUGCAUUCUGUGUUUGCACCUGUACUCCUGAGGAGAUGCCCCCUUAGGAGAAACACCUUCAAAUAUUUUGUGACUUCUCCUGGUUAAAGCACAGGGUUGCCAUGUGCAGCACAAAAUGUGGAUUCUGUACCUUUUAAGAGAAUUUCAGCUGGCACAACUUGUCGUGUCAUAUUAUUGCCAGGAAUCCACCCUUCUGGAAUAUUCUUAGAUGCACAGGACCAUCCACACAAACAAACAAACAAACAAACAAACAAACAAACAAACCAGAGCUUAAAUGUGCAGCCAGCACAGUGGAAUAUGGAGAUGUCUUCCUCAGCACAAUAAUUCAUAUCCCACAGCAGAAGAGCUACCGUAUUUGCUAGAGGAAACAGGAAGCGAGUCUGAAGUGCACUGCCUCUUGAUAUGGGCUGAAGGCAGGCCAAACUAGUUUGCUGUGAGGAAAUGACCCACAUGACAAGACACACUCACUUUGGGUUGUCCCAUGAACAAGAAUUCAGAGUCUUGUGGUGAUUUGGGGAUGAGAUGAACUGAGAAGAGGAAUACACCUAUUUGCUAGCAAGCAAGUCUUCGUAAUCACUCACACAUUAGCAAUUGUGAUUAAAAGGGCACGGUGAGAAGAUAAUUAGGGAUUGAAGCAGAUGGGUAGCUGCUACAAUUGAAAGGCUGAGGCAUGCUGUCCAAAACUAGUUUCUGGCGAGGUGCCUGAGCAUAGAAGCAACAGUAGCUCCAACAACUUGUGAACUGGAGAGGAGGAUUUCAGGGCUGUAAAGUGUAUUCAUUUAGAAAGUCAGCUGCCAGUCAUGAAGGGAAAGGAACAUCAGCCUCUACGGUGUACAGUAAUAAUUCCUGAAUUAAACUUCUAGACAUCUCCUGCAGCUGUUGCAGGAAGGGGAUUCCUGUUAUACUGAGAGCUGAUUCAUGUGCACAGAAUACCCCUGGUACAUCAAGGAGCUCAUACAAACUUAAAGCCUUAUACUUUAUAGAGCCAGAUCUUAUAGAGGCCUUAUACAGUCAGAUCACUAAUCUUUCUAUUUCAGGAUUGUCUGCUCUGAAAGGCAGUGGCUAUUCCAGAUUUCAGACUGGAGUUUUCUCAGAUUUUUCUGAAGAGGCUGCAAAAGGAACCCAGAAUCUUCUACAUGCAUUCUGCAAGCAUGCGUUCUAUGUAUUGGCUGAGUCCCUGCCUAAGGGUUUAUUUAAGCCCAGUUCUCUUCCUGUUGUGAUAGCUUUCUAUGUAGACGAAGGGUUUCUUUGUUUUUUACAAGGAGCAUUCAUACAUGCAACCUGCACCACAUGCAAUCUCAAACCAUACAAUGUAAGAUUCUUAAUACACAUUUCAUUUGGCCCUGAGCUGGCCUCAACUGUAGCACAGCCCAUAGCUGCUAUCAUGGUACCCACCCCCCAAUCAUGCUGGGCUCUUCAGUUUCUACUGCAAUAUUUCAUACUGAGUUUUGUAGCCUCUUUUCAGGCUGCAUCAUCUAUCCUGAAGUAGAGUGGGGUGCAUCUAGCAGCCUUGCAAGUUGGCAGUGUGCCCCUUCUGGAAAGCCCAGCAGAGUUGGGUUGUCUCCAGUAGUAAGCUUGGAACCAUGGUAAGCCAGAAGUUUUGUUGCCGCUCCCUAGGAUUGAACUAAAGUGAUCCUAACAUCCUGGAACCCGUUGUGGGCAGUCUACCUUAGUGUCUGCUACAAUUAAUGAACAUGCAUGCAUGUAUACUCGCUGAGUUGAAAGGAGCAUGUGCUAGUGCAUGUCAGUUUGCUGCUGUGGCAUCCAAAAUAGGUAGGUUUAGGCUCCAGUGACCUUGUGCAAUUUGAAGAGUGCUCCUCAUUGGGUCUUCCUCUUUCCGCAGGUGAGCACCUAUUUGCACGUGAAGGAGAAAGAGGGAGACAGAGAUGCAGGCAUGGUUUGUGGAAGCUCUACUAUGCUGCAGCCUGCUAAGCAAACGCCUCCCGGAGCUCACUCUUCCCCAUUUCCCAGUCCUGGGUGGGGCACCUCAGCCUUCCACACCUUGCCCAAGAUCAGCUCCAGCUGCUUCUUAAGGAGCCUGAAGAGAAAAGGCAGAGUGGAGGCAGAAGAUGCCCAGCUACUCACCUUGCAAGGGAUCAUGGGAACCGAACCAAGCGACCUGCAGGCAGGGCAAGGGGAGAGGAGCAGCACUAGUAGCACCUGGCCCCCAAAGGGUAACAGGAGGGCACAGGCCUUGCAGGCAGAGUGCCCAGCACCCUGCAGAGAGUUGACAGACUAUGUGAAGAACCCAUUGGCACGGGCUAUUGACGCUGAAUGUGACUCGGUUAGGGAAGUAUGUGGAUGUCAUGUGUUCCCAAGAGAGAGCAGAGGUCCCAACAGCCCCCCGUCACUGGCAGAGCGGAUGAACAACACAUGCCAGCAUCUUUCUCUCGGUUCUGUCCUGAGCCUGGAGCUCCCCAAGGACCCCACAAUCCUAAGGAAUAUCCAUGAAACCAUCAGAGUAGCAAAAGAGGGAGCAGCAGGAAGGAAGGGAAUAAGCCAGGCCUGCCAGGGAGCUCGGAGCAGCCCAGCUGGGGCAAAAGUGCAGGAAGUUGGUAGUAGCCUGCAAAAGAGGGUGCUCGGAGGGCAGCCAGUCAUGCACCAGAGGCCCCUCAGGCCUGAAGACGCUCGUGACAAGCUUCCCCAGGGUAAGGGAGGCACAUGGUUUGAAGAGGUGAGCAUCAACCCAAGCUACAGCAGGCAGAAGGCCUGCUUCGUUGCUCUUUGUGGAGAAGACAGGCAGAGUCCGAAUAGCCAGAGCAGUCCCAGUGACGACUUUAUGGAUUUCAAGCAGAACCGGCUAUCCCGCAUUAGUGUCCUGCACGAGCAGAUAGGUAUAGAGUGGGACAGACUAGCUACCUCACUGGGUACAACUGGCAGCUCCAAGGAGGCGCAGGUAAAGGGUCCGGCUGACCAUAAAGUCAGAGAAGCAUCUCGGGUGAAGCUGAAGCCCUCACCUGCUAAGCACACGGGCAGCUCCGAUGCAGUUUCCAGUAUAGCCAAAGCUAAGAACCCUGCUGUGAAUGGGGCAGAAGAAAAGGGAAGCUGUGUGAGAACCUCGCCCUCGUUCCUCCACCUGGGGGUCAAAUCUCCUGCCAAGCUGUCUGUAUUUGAAUGUGAACUAGGCACCCCAACACCCUCAGGGCUGGACCCUCUUGUCCCGGCUCCUGGAGGAAGCACGACUAAAGGGCCAAAGUUGCUAGAGGCUUGUCACCCUGCCCACGAGUUGUUUGAAGAGGAGGAAGAGGAGCUGCAGGCCAUAUGGAGCAAUGUGGAGAAGCACAAGAAAAGCUUGGGAAUCCACAGCAGCCCUGCUGGAAAGGUGGAUAAGAUGCAAAGUCCAGACAGCUCUGGUGCAAGACUUCACCUGGCAGCGGCAGACAAUUUGUUGGUGGCUAAGUUCAAGCUCCCCACCUCUGCCCAGCUGCUUCAGAGGUCUGAAGGAGAAAGAGGGACUAAUUGUGGCAGUCCGAGUCGGUGCCGGGCAUCCAUGCCUUCUGGCCAGGAGCCCUCAGAAGGGGCAGUAGCUGCAGCUGUGAGGUCACUGCAGAGUACCUGCCCAGGGGCCCAGCAGAAGCUUCAGGCGGAGGGCAGAAGUACUGGCAAGGUCAGAAACAUUGGCUUCUAUGGGGCAGGGGAGGGGAUUGUAUGCCUGGAAACCAGGUGUUUACUGUUCUUUACCUCAAGUCCCUGGAUACUGCUGGCACUGAUCUGCAAUGUGUACUUAAGCAGUUUCUCAUUGCACAAUUAUUAAAAUGUGUAUUUUUUUCCUAUCAGGAACCAGCAACUCCAUAUAUGUGGAGUAUUUUCUUUUAAAGGAGAUACAGAUCUAGCUAAUGAGAUGCUUACGCUUGAGAUGUUUACAUCAGUACUGUUCCUGAUUUGACUGUGGGGGGGGAGAGAGAGAGGGGGGGAGAUCCCCACACACUUUCCUAGCAUGAGCCACACAAUGUAUGUCUUUUCGAUGAAUCAGUGACUGCUCAAAGCACACUUCUUCCUUUUUUGCUCUGUUUUGGGGAAUGUGGUGUUAAAAUGCCUUCGUAUUUGAAACACUGCUGCUUUCGUUGUGGUUGCUUCAUUCAUUGUUUCCUGCUUCUCUCUAGAAUCUUCCCAGUAAACUAGAGCUUCAGAUGAUGGAAGGAGCUUUGGAGAGGAAGCAUCUGUUGCAGGCAGGAGGCAAGAAGGUACUGUCAGAACUGCGUGGCAUUAUGGGGGGGGGGGGGGGUUGAAUAUGGAUGCCAGUGACUUGCCACCAAGAAACAACUUCAUUGGUGUUCCAGUAACACUUCAACAGAGCCUAGCCCCUGUAUAGCAGAGCUUUCCAAACUUUUCAUGUUGAUGACACAAUUUUUAGACAUGCAUCGUUUUGUGACACAGUAAUUCAGUUUUACUAGCAAGCCAGAGGUUGAAACAACCCCUUUCCAGCCCCAGGAGCAGCGCAGGGAGCAUUCGCGUGACACAUCUACACACUGCAGAUGACACACUAACGUGUCACAACACACAAUUUGGAAAGCUCUGACUUAUAUCAAUACACACAGAAACACUUCUGUGAGGUGGUUCAGGCAUAACAGCAAACCAAUAUUCAAUCCUGAUUUGCAGGGGAAGCAUAAAUAACAGUUUGCCGUGUAACAAACUAGCUAUGGUUUGGUCCAAGCCAGGAUCUGCACGAGGCUUGGUGGCUGAACUCACAAAACUGAGGCUCCUUGCUGCUUAUUCACAUAAUACCAAGCCAUGGUUAUGUCUAAACCCAGGGGUGGGGAAACCUCCAGCCUGUGGGCCUACGAGGCUGUUUCAUGAAGCCAUGCCAACCUGCUCUACACCUGAAGUCAGGUGUGGAGCAGGUAAAGGCAAAGCUUAGAUGAAAGGCAGCUAGUUGCCACUUUGCAGAUUUUGUCUGCACAAUUUGAUUUCAAACCACACAGAGAAAUACAGGCCACUUAACACUAUUGUAUCAUCAAGUGAUUGACAGGUGGAUAGCCCCACCCACUGGGUAAAUGUCGCCUGUGAUGGGGUGUGGAUAUAAGGAUCUGGAACACUGGCCUGGCUUAAAUCAGCACAGUGUGGGUGGUGCAGAAGGCAAAGGGCCUUUCCAAAUGACGAAAAACUUGUGGAUUUUAUUCUUAUCGCUAUACUGUACUGCCAACUGUAGUUGCUGCAGACAGGAGGUGGAAACAUAAGGUCCAGAGUAAGUUGACCAUAUAUCUGAAGGUGAUGUUCAUUUUUACUUUGCACUGAUGUUCAUGUUCCCAUGCUUUGAAGAGCUAGAAGGUUGCCUAUCUUUGCCUCCAGGGGAAGGGAGGGGUCUUACUCUGGAGGCAAGCACAGGCAGAUAGGGGCUUCAUGCACAUGAAACCAUGUGAACAGGUCACCUUGCGAACCAACCUUAACUCUUCACCUACUUCAGAUCUGAUCUGUUCAUUUCUCUUCUCCUAGGCAAAUUGUCGUUCCUGGAACACAUUCCACACAGUACUGAUGAGACAAACUUUGUGUUUCUACCAGGACAAGAAAGACACCCUCAAGGUAAUGGUAGGCAGUGAGAUGCCCAAAGACAAAUGGAGAUAAGAAAUGGGUAUGAGUAAGGUCUGUGUCACAUUUUCAUAUACCUCCAGCCAGUGCUUUUUUUCUUAAAAAAUUGUUUAGGGGCACGAUUUUCCUACUCAUAAUGAAAUACAGCCCCUCAAUCAGGCCAAACUUAGAUUCACAAAAUGUUUAGGGGUAUGCGUACCCCUGCAUCUCCCCAGGGGAAAAAAGCACUGCCUCCAGCAUUUUCCUAUCCUGUAUAGUCCUUCCCCUACUGACAUCUCCUGUGAAUGUUUGGCGUGCAUAGAUUGUCAAGCAUCUACACUUUGCCAAUUGCAUUUAUUUUUGUCUAAACCUUCAGUGCCUUCUCUGCCAAAAUAGAACUUGAAAUUCUUGUAAAGACUAACUUCAUCUAAAACUAAAAUAAAGACCGUCCACAAAUCACAGUAAAACCAAGUCUAGUCAUAAGUGGCAAAUCUCAAAACUGUCGAGCAGCGUUGACAGAAGAAAAGCUCAACAAAUUUAAAAGCUCAGUGUACCAGCACAGGCCAUCCCGAGUAACAAUUGCCCACCCAAGAGAAGAGUGAAGUAACUAGUAGGAGCCCACUUCAGAGUGGCUUUCUGAUUUCAGGAUCUUUUAUCAUUUGCCUUCCUUUGCACAGCAGAGUUCUGUAGUGGCCUUGCCACUGAACCUCCGUGGAGCUGUUUGCACCCUAGAAACAGAGUAUAUCAAAAAGAACAACUGUUUCACACUACAGUGAGUAACCUCUGUUUCUUUUCCUUCACAAGAUAAUAUAUGCAGUGUACAUUAAGCUCUAUGAAGGGGUAAUAAAUGCUAAAUAAUAAUACUAUUACAGGUUUUAAAAAGAAAAUAAAGGUAACUCAGAACCGUAAUACCUCAGGGACAGCCUCUUCCUAUAAGAAUUGAUCUGGAUCCUGUAAUCAUCAUCUGAGGCACUUCUUUGUGUGCCCUCUCCAUGAGAGGUCUGGGGGGUGGCAACAUGAGAAUAAGCCUUUUCUGUGGUGACUCCCCAUUUGUGGGAUGCUCUCCCCAGGGAGGGUUGCCUGGAGCCUUCAUUACAAAUCUUGAGGUGCUAAGUGAAAACAUUCUUCUCCCAGGCCUUCGACUACUGAUAAUUAAUCAAUCUGUGGCCUUUUAAACUGGUGGGAGUAUUGUUUUGUUUGUUGUUAUGUAUGUUUGUGUUUUUAUAUUGUAAAUGACCCUAUGAUCCUCAGAUGAAGGACGGUAAGAUGGAUAGAUGAUAGAUAGAUAGAUAGAUAGAUAGAUAGAUAGAUAGAUAGAUAGAUCUGGGAAAGAAAGACUUGAACAUGCUUGGACAUUGAUGAAAUGCCCCUGAACAGCAUAAAUGGUGAUAAUAGAAAUCUUUGCAGAGGGUGCCUGCUUCUAGCUCCUAGAUUGCCAGGUAUUUAAGGCUGGUGCUGGUUGUUGUAUCCGUAUCCUAUCAAAUACCUUCAGCUGAUUUCCUUGCAUACCCCAGGUUGAAGGAUGGCUCCAAGUACCUCCUUAGAGCUCCUACUGAGCCACUCAUGCAGGAGUGGAUUACCAAAUUACAGCAGAACUCAGGUAAGACUGAAGUAAUUAUAAGGAAGAGACCAUGGGGGCAUUGGAGGUCUAAGGGAAGGAGAUAUGGUUACCACUCAGGAACAAGAGGUAAUUUGAGGCCUCCUGCAGACUACUUUGGUGGUCUACAUGACCAAGAAGCCCACUUGGGCACUCUCUGUUUUCCCUCAAGAAGUUCACUGUCGAGAGAAGCAGCAAUGCCAUGUCAUGUUUUUGGUAACGGGUUUUAUACUUGUGCCAGACUUUAUAUCUCCCACAUUUCCCACUGUAAUUGAGUCAGACCUGAGUUCAGAAGGGGGAUUCAUCUUUGACAUACAGAAGGCCCAUAGAGUGCUGGGACUUGCACGUGGGAGGCUGGAGCUCAAAUUCCAGUUUAGCUACAAGGUUUUCUGCAAAACAGUUGGCUCCUGGGCUCCAUUCCUUUUGUGUAAAGAAGAAAAUAAUAGUCUGCCCCGUAGGUUCUAUGGGCUACUGUACACAUUGCAUUUUUUAGGUAUACACCCCAGAAACAAGUGGGCAUGUGGCAAAACAGGUGAAUGAUAUGUAGCUUUUAAAAGUCUGCUUAUCAGAGAGACUACAGCUCCUUAUUGCAAGGCAGCAAGUAUGUGGAACAGACCUAUGCCUCAGGUUUGUUUGGGUGAACAACACUCUUGAUUUUCAAAAGCCAUCUCUCAGUGUUUGCUUUUCUCUCUUCAAAGGCUUACCUGAAGUGGACUUUUUCCAGUCAGCUUCCCAGACUGCCCAAGAGACGACCUCUGCUGUUAGGUAACUACUAUAAGCAAAGCUUGAUCCAAAUGCAUUUGCUGGGGGCAGGGGCUAGCUUUUAAAAAAGUUCUUCUCAUAAUGUUUGUCCUAAUGAGGACUCCUGUCCAGUGGCAAGUAGAUCUUCUCAUAAAUCAUACGGUGCUAUUUUGUCAAACUCAGCAUAUUAAACAAAAAAACAUGUUUUGGGAUUUGUAUGCAUUCAAACUGUUAAGUUGUGGGUGAACAUAUCAGACGACACAGUGAUUCUUCAAACAGCUCUUGUUUAUUCACAGGCCAGAACAGAACUGAACUGAAGGGUUCAGUCAACCUGCUUAUAUAGAGCUCCAGUACAACGUAACUGUAACAAUUUUCUAAAACUAUCCAAUCACUGAAUGUCACUUUCGAUCCCUUAUUUGCAUAACUAUCUACAGUAUCCCCCUGCUGGCCCAGGGUGAGAACUUCAGUACAUAACACAAACCAAAAUUCAAAUUUUGGAAUGCAAAUUGGUAUGUGUUCCCCUUUUUCUUCUCUCUUAGGAUUUAGAAGUACAUGUAGGACAAUUUGAGCUGAGGCCAUUAGUUAUCCUGUUUAGGAGUGAUCCCAUUUGCCCCUUGCUGCUCUGCUCUAAUUUCUGCCUUUAUUGGUGAACUUCCUUGUGCUCCCCACCCCCCAAAAUGUUCACAUCCCAUUAUUGUGCAAUCUGCUGAAUUUUCUCAGCCGCAUAGAAACCACUGGUACAUCAAAUUUCCCAUUCAGAUACUGUAAACCCAGGCUGUGAUUAUGGUGGCUUGUAUUACCUUUGCUAGGACUAAAUUUUACUCUAGCUUGGCAUAGCCCUGUGCAACUGGGCAUGUGAGACCAAUUCUCUAUUUUAUGCUGCUUCCAUUUUUUUCCCAGUGUGAUUCCAAGCCAUGGAGUUCCCCACUUCCUUGGUCCUCAUCAGUCUCUCACAGCUAAAAGCCAAGAGGCCAUACUCUUACCCAGAUCAAGUGUCAGGCUGCAGCUGCCUUACGAAAAUCAGGAUGACCUAUUGGAUCCAGCAGAAUCACGGACAGGUAUGUAUGUGGGCUGUUCACAGUUUCUUGAGGGUUCUCUUUAAAGCAGGGAUAGGGGACCUGUGGCCUUCCAGACUGAGCAGUCUCGUAGGAUUCUGCAACCAGUUUGGGAGGGGGUUGCACUUACCCAUAGCUGUCAACUUUUCCCUUUUCUUGCAAGGAACCCUAUUCGGAAUAAGGGAAUUUCCCUUAAAAAAAGGAAAACAUUGACAGCUAUGCACUACCUGAAGGAUGUGGUUUGUGGAUUAGAGCAACUCUUGGGUCCAUUGCUGUCAGUGGGGGCAAAUGUAGCCUUGUGGUGCAGAAUACUUUCUAUCAGCUUCAGCUAUCCAUGUCCUGACAUGAAUAAUCUAGCUUUGGUGGUCUGUGGCCUCAUAACCUCCCAAGUGGAUUCCUUUCAUGCAUUAUAUAUGAGGCUGCCUUUCUAGAUGGUCCAGAAACUGCAACUGGUGCAGAAUUCAUCAGUCACACUGCCAAUGGGAUCAGACAAUCUGAAUGCAUUACAGCAGGUCUGGCUCCAUGCACUGGCUUCUGAUAUAUUUCUGGGCCUAAUUCAAAGUGUUGGUUUUAACUUAGAAAUCCUUAUGUAGCUUGGACCCCAAUACCUCAUGGUACCCUUUUCUCCAUAUAAGCCUGCUCAGUCAGAGCUUAAGAUACUCUCUGGAGACACUCCUCAGAGUGCCCCUGUUGGCAGAACUUGGGUGGUGGCCUUCUCAAUGGUGGCCCUCCCCCCUUGUGUAAUGCUCUCCCAAAAGAAGCUUGCCUAGUGACUAUGUUAAGAUAUUUACAGUAUCAGGCACAGACUUUUAUCUUCUGUCAGGUCUUUGAUAUUCUCCUUGUUCUUUCUUUAUUUAGAUUUCUUACCAGCCCUUUACUAUGAAGUCCCAGGCAGGUUACAACAAUUUUAAAAAAAACAAUAUUACAAACAGUAAAAACAGCUGACCAUCAAGAGCAUAGAGUGGGUCCUAAAAUAUAUUUUUCAGGUUUCAAAGGCCAUGGCAAAGAGGAGCAGCACCUCACUGUUGCUGCUGGAAUAUUUCUAGCUGUUGAUGUUGCUUCUGCUUAAGACAGUCAGGGGAGAGGGCUCCUUGAUUUUAUUGUGACCCCUUGUGAUUUUGAUGACUGUGCUGCAUUUUUAAAUGUGUAAAUUAUUGUUGUUGUUGUUUUUGGUCCAUUAUUUUAAAUCAUCUUGAGACUUUGGUAUAAUGUGGUAAGUUCAGUUAAAUAAAUAAUAAUAGUAGUAAGGAAUCCCUGGAGGUCUGCCUCUGUGUCACAUCCUUGAUUUCUUCCUUUCUCUCCUCUUAGAAGACAGCCAGAAAUCUGCUGCCAUUUUUACCACAGAUCACAGUCUGAGGCAGUGCUCUCCUACAGCAUCUACAAGGUCGCAGGAACCUUACAUUUUUGAGGAAGAGGACUAUGGGCUAGCGGCGAACAAGAGGCGAUCAUAUUCCUUUACCUCAGGUACAUACUGUAUGACCUUGAAGAAGAAUGGGUUACUAGUUAGAGUUGAGGCUACCUCUACCCCUCUGCCUGUUUGUACAGGGAAAUCUGAGUUUGCUCAUUUGCUCAUGUACUGCAUUUGCUCAGUUUGGCCCUUUGCCAACUGACUUCUGUUCAAAUGCAGCUGAAAUCUCUCUGACUAAAUCCAGUCUGUUGUGUACCCAGCAUGAUAUCAUUAUGCUAUUUUCAGUGCUUGGCUGCAUUCAUUCAAAGCACGGUUAUUCUCAAAGGAACAAGUUCAUUGCUGAAUGUCGCCAUUAGGUGUCAGCAACACGCUUUUGACUCAAUGGCACAUGUCUGAAGUUGAAGCUUGUUACCUUUGUAGGCUGUGCAGACACUACAUAUAUAUAGCAUAUCCCUUGUUCCCCCCCCCCCCCGCCCCCGCAAAGUUAAAGUAGUCGCAUUUUAAAAUAAGAAGAAACAGCAAUAUUACAAUUUUCCAAAAACAAUUUCUGGAGGGGUUGAAUCGCAUAAAAUGCAGACCUUCAGAAACAAUGAAGUAUGCAAACAGCGGCCAGAAAGUAAACAAAGAUGGUGUGUGCUUAAUCUUACAGGCCUUGGAAUUGUACAUCCUGGGAGUUACAACAGGAAUGGCCCUUUUCUCUUGUCCCCACCUAGUGUACUUUGUGGGGGGGACAGACACCACAAAGAAAAGCCUCUCCCACAGCAUGUAGAAAAUGGGACAGUUUUGUAUGGACAAUAGAGACAAUAGCGUCCCAAGCCAUUUAGGGCUUGAAAAAUAAUGACCAGAACUGUGCAUUGUACCUAAACAUGUUGUGGGUGGAGGUAGGCAUUCCUUGGUGAGGGGAAAGCAUGUUUUGAACUUACUCAGAGACAAGGUGGUCUACUACUACUACUACUACUACUACUACUACUAUAUCAUAUGUUCCAUGGCUGAGCCUUGGCACCAGAAAAGGUCCUGGGGCAGAGGCAUAAUAAGCCUCAGUUCAAACACUGCCCUGAAUUCUCUUCUCUUCUAUUUACUUAAGAGAUGGAAUGAAUGUGAUACUCUGGAGUAAAACAACCGUGUGUACCACAGACUAUUAACCAGCCUCUGACACGUUCUGCUGCUUGUUUUCAGUUCAUUGUGCUGCAGUGCAACCUUUCCGCUCCAUUCUUUUUUUCAGCUACGUACCAGAAGAUCACACCUUUGUCGGUGUCCAAGGAACCCUUGGGCCUUGGCAGCAGCUACUCAGUCACUCUGUACAUUGGAGAGCAGGUACCGACUCCUCCCAGGCCUCGCUGCCAUUCCUUCAUCGCCUCUCCUGGUGGCGCCCGAGAAACCUUGGGCGAGAGGAGCCAAGGCGCCUCGCCUCGCCAGAAGAACAAAUCUGUCUUCAGAAAGUUCUUUGGGAAGAAAGACUGAGAUGCCAGCUCAUUCUCCUCGGCCCAGGAGUGGGAUUUGUGGCUGCAUGCAAGCGCUUGAACCUUCCUAGGACUGGGCCCAAUGGCUACCAGGACACACUGUUACGCUGCACCAUUGCUUGACCUUUGCUCUCUCUCUUUGCCCAAGGAGGUCGGGUGAGAGAGGUGGGACUGGUAGGCUCUGCACAGUGAAACAAUCCCUUAUCCCUCAGCCCCCUAUGCCAUCUAACUCAACCCUGAUAGGGGCAGCAACCCCAGGGAAUAGCAGCUGAAAGGGUCAAAGGUCUUCAGGGAGAAAGAAAAUUAAAGUUAAAAACCACCCCACCUCAUUCAUAUUGUUGCAGGGUAGUAUAUUCCAACUACCAUGAGCUUUUUCUCUACAGGCACAGAGCACAGCCUUUAUUUGACAUACAAGCUAAUAUAGGAAAUCAGGUAAUACAUUCCCAGGCACAUACAUAUUAAUACUGUAUUUGUAUUCAAGGCAGGGGGUUGUGGAAGACUCAUGUUGCUUCUCUUCCUUCCUAACAAAUGUUUGCAUGGCUCAUGAUGGGAUCAAAAAAGGAAGUGCUUUCUCAGUACCAAUUAUCCUGACUAUGUUAUUUACGCAGGCAUAUAGGGUUGCCUUUUGUUUUUUUAACUUGACCUGGUGCCUUCACAGAUAUUAGCAGGGGAUAAUGUGUAAUCUCCUGAUUUCUGCAGGUCAAGCUGCUGUAAAAUGCACAUGUCAACACACACACACACACGGAGGCCAGGCCAAGUCAGUCCUAAAGUCUGCAGCAGAGCCCACAGCAGAAAAAUUAUUUCUUGGGCAAAUUGGUACAUUGCUAAUUUAGAAUGGGCAUGGAUUAAGGUUUGUGGAGGCUUUUGGAACUAGUUUUUUUGUGUGGGGGGGGUUGCACCUCAAAAAGAACAAUUUCUGUACCUACCCUUUUUAUGGUUCAGAAAUACAGGGCGAGUUCUCCACUGUGUGUGUGGGCGCAAGAAACCUUAAUGUUUGCUUUCUUUUCUCCUGCACUAUGAUGCCUAAUGCAGCAGCAAAUGAGACUUGUUAAAUAGUCAGUUGCAUCUCCUCAAGAGCAUUAACACCACAUUAAAACACCAGUUGGCUGUUUGUGUGCCUUCCUUCAAAGUGUAAUAGAGUUUACAGAGUUAUUAUUUAACUGUCUAUCAGUGAACCUGUUGCUGAAUAACCCUGCUCUAAGGCUCC